GAGUCCCCGCCCGGCUGACCCAAAAGCGGCUCCUUCGACGUUGGCCAAGGCAGUUGGUGGCGAGAUGGAGAAGAACCCUUACACGAUGGCCAAGCUGGGCUUGGAGUUGAAGCAGAACCCUAAUAAGAGGGACUGCGGCUUCUACAUGAAAUAUUUCUUCCUCUUCCUCUCGCUCAUCCAGUUCCUCAUCAUCCUGGGGCUGGUGCUUUUCAUGGUGUACGGAAACUCGGAGGAGAGUGCCAAGAAACACCAGAAAGUCUUGCAGGAGAGGCUUUUGCAAUGCAACAAUAAGAACCAGGAGCACAGCCGCGAAAUCGACGACUUCAAGAAGCGGCUCAACGCCAGCCAUGUGGAGGCCAACCUGAACAAGAACAAGGCCAGCAGCUGCAACAAGACAUUGGUGGCCUGCAACAACGAGAAGUUAAAAUGUCAUGAGCAGCGAAGGCAGGACACACUUGCCCAACAGAUGAGCCGGGAAUGUGCUUACAACUUGUACCUUCUGAAUAUGACGACUCAAGUUCGGAUCGACUCUCUGCAGGAAAAACUGGCCGCUCUGCAGCUGAGAAGCCAACUGGAGCAAGGUGCCUUGUCCGGCGUCCAGAAAAACCUGCAGGACCAACUGGACCGGACUGAGAAGGAGAAGCAAGCUUGCGAGAUCGACCGGCUGGGAGAGCAGUCGCGGAUGCAGACCUACGAAAACUUGGCUUCUCAAGUCCUGUCCAAACUGAAUCCCGUCCCGGAGAACCUGAGAUCGUCCUUUGAGCAGGUCAUGUCCAAGUUCACCACCUGCUACCAGGUCGCCAGUGCCCGUCAGGACUUCCGCAUACUGACUGACACCCUGCGGGACCAGUUCGAGGUGCUGGCCAGGCAGGUGGACCAGAAAGUGAGCAACGCAGCCGAGGAGACCGGGAGGCUGCAAAGAGAGAAGGCCACUUGCACCCAGAGCUUGCAGGAGAAGGAGCGCCAAGCGGGCGCCCAAAAAUUACAGUGCGAGAGGGAGAAGCAGAUCCUCCGAGACGCCCAGGAUGCGGAGACCAAGAAGAUGUAUGUGGAGAGACAGCAGUUGGUUGGGGAGAAGGAGACCCUUCAGCUGCAGUUACAGCAGAGCAAGACAGCAUGCCUGAAUCUCAGGGGGACUUCUUCGUUCCCCAGCAACCCGUUUGUGAGACCGGCGAGCCCCGUUUCGUCCGGCGGCGCCAACACGAUGGGGGGCACUUGGAACACAGGGAGAGUCGUGAAUACUGCUGGUUCGGUUUCCAGCCCACAAAUCUUCCCUGGAAGAUCAGGUGCAGUCGUGCAGCCGAAUCCUGCCUCCCCGGGAAUACAAAUCAGUGCCGACCGAUUGAGAACUCCGGAGAACAAAAAACCCCUUUUGGAGAACGGGAAGCUGCUGAACCAGCCUCCAGCCGCCCCCGCGGGACAACCCCCCAGCGGUUAAAGGAAACGGCACCGGAGGCCUCCAGGAGCAGCACCUGGGAAUUAAGACUCGAUUGUUGGAACGGGGAGAGUGUGGAGUUUGGAAAUUUCCUCACCUGGAGAUGCAUUUCGGACGGGACAGGGAAUCAAAGCGGAAAUGGACAUCAGCACUGAAUGGGGAAAACUGCCCUCUUGCCUGGUAUCUUCCCCCAAACCCUCGCUGCUUCCUGGUGACACAACUGAUGCCCAAUUUAAUAUGUCUUAUCCUAAAUGCAGCCAGUCUGUUUGGUUUGUUGUGUUUCGCAAGCAGCCAU
Podarcis raffonei (Aeolian wall lizard) is the source of this 1730-nucleotide messenger RNA. It is a transcript of the gene PLVAP, whose product is annotated as plasmalemma vesicle associated protein. The transcript is spliced from 6 exons. Lineage: Eukaryota; Metazoa; Chordata; Lepidosauria; Squamata; Lacertidae. The coding region runs from base 65 to 1438 and encodes 457 amino acids. Gene Ontology annotation, biological process: positive regulation of cellular extravasation; regulation of vascular permeability. The record is from RefSeq and is a predicted model, not a curated record. Gene Ontology annotation, cellular component: caveola.